Naegleria fowleri is the source of this 3504-nucleotide messenger RNA. RefSeq lists its product as uncharacterized. The transcript is spliced from 2 exons. Bases 1 to 3504 code for a protein of 1167 amino acids. NCBI's taxonomy places the organism in Eukaryota, Heterolobosea, Eutetramitea, Acrasida, Naegleriidae. The record is from RefSeq and is a predicted model, not a curated record.
AUGGUUCAAUUGUUGUUGUAUGGCCUUUCCGAUUCGGGGUUAUCAACUCUUUUUCAUCUCUUUCAACUCAUUCCUCAUACCACUCCAUUGGUGGAGUCAUCACCAAGUAUUAAUCAUGGUGAUGGUGAUGGAAGAGGUGUAACUGUAAUGGGAUCACAUGGCUCAACAACUUUGAAAUCUAUACCACAAAGUUCAAAUGUUUCUUCUUCUCCAUCAUCAUCAAGUCUCCGAUCUUCUCCAAUGAAUAUUCCUAAUCAUCAUCGACCAUACCAACAACAACAACCACCGACCAAUAAUGAAGAGGUGAGCACAAGUUCAAAACCUUUCAGUUUUUCGUCCUCCAAUUCUCUUCCAUCAUCAUCUUCUUCCGUGGCAUCCACCGUUUCCUCCUUUGUAGCAUCUCCUUCUUCCGUUCAUCUCCAUCAUCAUCAAAUCCACAACAACAACAACCACAAUAAUACCAAUGAUGACUCCAACAGCCAUUAUUAUUCAACACACACGAACAAUCCUUCUCCAGGGCCACCACUCUCUUCAUCUUCUCUCACGCGUACUUUUGAUUUCUCAACUGCUACUCCCAGCGAUCCUUCUGCACCCUCAGCAACCACAUCUUCUCGUUCAAAGCCUUUGCCUCGUUUGCCAUUGUUUGCUCGGAAACAUCCAUUGCCACCCGCUCGAAGAAGAUCCCUCCGACCACUUCUUUCCCAUUCACUACUUUCUCAUGGUGUUCCUGCAUCAACAACAGCAACAUCUUCCAACAAAGUAUUAGAGUCGGAAAUAUCAAAUGUAAAUGUGAGCUCCCUUAUCCACAAGAUUGAAAGCAACAACCAGACCAACAACAAAGAGAACCUUGGUCCAAUUCUCAAGAAGAGAGUAACUCCUAAUUCCUUGCAAUCAGGAAACAGUGCCACUCCUUUCAUCGCAUCGGAUCAGUAUGCAUCACCAUCGUCUUAUUCCUCUUCUAACAUUACUGUAUUGAAAAAGAGAAGACAUGCCUUCUCUAAUGCUGUUCUUAAGGCUCUACCCUUUGAGUUACUUUCUCAAAUAUUUGUGUGUUUUCGUGUAUUAAUUCAUGAUGCCGAAGCAAAAGGCUAUCUCUACAAAACAGAAGAAGAAUUUCAUCAAUUCCUCAAACAAUUUACAAAUUUAGACAAAUUGAAAAACCCAUCCCAUCCAUCGAGCUCUUUAUCUCAUACCUCAAAGUCCGAAAAACCUUCACUCUAUUGCGAAUAUUGCCAUGCCAUGGCAACUGAGAAGGCACUCGUGGUCAUGAAGGAAGGAAAACUCUCUUGCAAACAACUGAAAUGGAGACUCGACAAGACGGAAGACAUUUUGUCUCGAAUGAAAAAGAUUCACCAGCCUCAACAGUUGGUGAGUGCACAACGAUUGAGAAUUGAGUUUCUCAAUGACUGCAAAGAAUUGUGGGACAAUCAUUUGGGUCUUCAACAUACCUUCCAUUCAUAUACGUUAUUUGCGAGCACUGCUGGCAGUAACAGGUUUCUCUUUCCAAAGGAGGAUCAGUAUCUACGUGAAGUGGCUUCCCACAUUGGAAAUGCCUUCUCAGCCUUUCCUUCCAUUAUGGAAUACAUGGUGAGUCAAUAUUUGUUAAAGAUGCCAUCGAAUAUGUUUGGCCAUGUUGUGGUCAACGAUGGAACUUUAGAUAAUUCUUCUCAAUAUUUAGGUGAAGAUAUUGCACAUGUUCCACUUCAACUGCCCACUGAAGCCAUUGCUCUCAUUAACACGAUGAACAUAUCUCCAGUGGUUGUAGAAAACCAAUCUAUUCAAUCUUCCAUGACAGAUUACAAAUUCAAAUUCAAUUUACCACCACUUUCACAGAUUUCUUCGAGUGCCUCACCAAAUCCAUUGUUGUCGUCCUUAUCAUCCUCAUCGACGAUGGCUUCUGAUCACACAAGUUGCCAAGACAAUCCCUCAGCAACAACAACCAUCUUGAUCACCCCUCAAGAAACUCCAACCCUACCCAACCAACAACAACAGAGGCCACAAGAAGAACAUAAGAAACGAUCGUUGGCAGUGUUGUCUUGCUCUUUUACAACAAAUGCUCACACAGAUUAUUUCAAAUCUGACUCCACAUUACUGUUCUCUGUAAAUUCACAUUUAUAUAACGCAUUGGCUGGAAAUCAUAGAGGCUCUGCAACCCAAGAAGUGGUAGCAGCAGUAAGACCUCUUGUUCUCGACAAGAUUCAAGAACAAAAACCAGUCGUGGAAGAAAAGAAAGAACCACUUUCGAGUCCUCGUCGAUUACUUAGUUUCUUAAAGUCUUUAAAUGUGACUUCAAGCAGUAGUAACACACAAGCAACUGAACAACAUGAACAACCUCCUCCAAAGGUUGUUAAAAAAUCUCCUCCCAAACAGAAAAACAUGAUAUUUAGCAUUAUAACAAUGGGAGGUAUCAAUCCCCAAGUCGUAUUCUCUAAAAAAGAGUGGAUCAUAUGCUGCUACACAUCGAAUGCAAUGGUCUAUGUGGUCAAUUUGUGUGACUUUUUCAAAACCAUUCAAGUCAAAGACCCUUUCAGCGAUACCAUGAUUGAGAAAAAUCGACUUGAAUACUCUCUAGAGAAAUUUGAGCAAUGUGUGAAUGGAAAGUACUUUUCAGAUAUACCCAUCUUGUUAGCAUUUACAUUUGUGGACGUUUUUAAAGAAGCCUUAAAACAAUUCCCACUCAAUGAAACUCGAAAGAAUUCCAUCGAGCAUUUUGUUCAACAACUCAAUCCAGCAGCUCAAGGACAAAAACAAACAGAACCAAAAGUUCCAUCCAUUCAACACAAGUUUGGAGAUUCCACACUCGAAGAGUGGCACACUUGUUGUGAAUUUAUUAUUGAACAAUUCAUUCAUGUAGCCACCUCUCAGGAACGACGAGAAGAAAUGAGAAGAAAUGUUGUCGUGUUGAAUUGCCUAGAUGUCAAGAAGAGUACACAAGUAUUGGUGAAUGAGAUUAUUCUCAAUACUGAUAUCAUGGCUCAUCUACAAUUCAAUGAGCAUUAUUAUGGAACCUCUUCCCAACAGCAUCAUUCUCGAACGCCGAGCAUUCAUGAAAAAUUCAAAAACUCAUCCACCAAUGUUAGAGAUCAUGGUCCUCAGAGUGAUCGCACGCAUUACCGAAGACCACCCUUGUUGAUGGAUCGAACAACGAAUGAUAGUACUUCUCCUCACUCGACAUAUUAUGACUAUUCUCAAUACUAUUAUCGUAGAUGUAAGAAUGUUGAUCCUCUCUCUAUGGUCUCGAGCAAUAAUCAUGAAGCUUCUAAAAUUACCAAGCAGAGAAAACGAAAGGAAAAGCAUGCAAAGGCCACCGCACGAUCGUGGGGAUCUAUUCCAUGGAAUAGACAACCAUCAGCUUCCUCUCAAAAACAACAGGAGAGUGUAGUGGUCGUGUUGGAUGAAGCCUCGGAUCGUUCCUCGGAGGAUGAUAUACAAGUUUUGCCCGAAAAUACUGACACUACAGCAAGAAGAAAGAGAAAAAGCAGCAAUAACUGUCUUUUGCAAUAA